AUGGCACCUCCAUCUAGCAGCCUGGGCAUUGGAUCUACGGGACGGAGUGCUGAAGUCGACGCGAUUGAUCUUACUCUAUCGUCUCCAGAGCCUGAACAGCGUAUGCGCCUUCCAUCGCAGCAACAACGGCUUCCCAUUUACUUUAAGAACGAAGGAAGAAGCAGUUCAGGUGAUUCGAGGAGGAUCAAAAGCGAACGAGGUUCAUCUUCAACAGUGCCACGCGGUCAAGCUCGAGUAAUCGAUCCUCAGCAUCUCUCACGCAUUGUCCGGUCUACCGACCACAGAGUUAUACAAGCAGUAUUGCUGGAACUAUGCUCACAGUCUUCUGCGCUUAGCGGGGCUGUUGCUCGCGCACUCGCGCCCCAUUCGACAUUCGCCCGGACAUUGAUCAGGAGACAUCAGCCAAACGUUCAAGAGUCGACCCGCAGCUCCGCCAGACCACCGGUAAGAGACGAGCUGAACGACGGUCAAGAUGCGCGUGAGCGUAUGCGGCGACGACUGGCCGCCAGGAAUGCUGCCUUAGAGUCCAGUCGCAACCAAAUUCGGUCCACAUCUACUAUUACAGGCGCUCAAAGUGCACGUUCUGCUGGUUCGCAGUCCGCACCAAGGAUCAAAAAUGAGCGUCAGCCGGACAUUGAGGAGUCUGACUCAGAUCUUGAUCAGUACAUACCACGGGACUUUCCAGUCAGAUCUCAACAAGCGUCUUCAUCGACUAGAUUGCCUCUACGAGAUGUCUCCAGCUCGCACACCGCUAGGACGCUUGUUCCAUUUUCUUCAUCGCAGACAUAUAUGCAUGGCCAAGGAACACGGAAACAAGAGCCCAGAGCUAAGCCUUGUAUCAAUUGUCAUGAGGAGAUCGAAGAGGAAGACAUAGACGGCUUGUGCUUCUAUCACGUCGGGCCAUUUCGCCUGUUCAACGGCAAAUCACUGUGUGGUCAGUGUAACAAAGGUAAGGAACAACCGGGAUGCGGGUUUGGCCAACAUGUCACGAAAUCGACUACCGAGGGUGAUGCUCUCAAGCGACAUCCACCGAACAGAUCACAGUCUCCCUCAAAACGACCAAGAAUGGGCUGA
Messenger RNA from Parastagonospora nodorum SN15, 1074 nucleotides. RefSeq lists its product as hypothetical. The record is from RefSeq and is a predicted model, not a curated record. NCBI's taxonomy places the organism in Eukaryota, Fungi, Ascomycota, Dothideomycetes, Pleosporales, Phaeosphaeriaceae. The coding region runs from base 1 to 1074 and encodes 357 amino acids. The transcript has a single exon.